Molecule: messenger RNA, 7208 nt
Organism: Pogona vitticeps (central bearded dragon)
Lineage: Eukaryota; Metazoa; Chordata; Lepidosauria; Squamata; Agamidae
Source: RefSeq, a predicted model, not a curated record
AUUGUGAGGUUAAAUAUUAUGAGAAAAACGCAGCAAGAGUAUCGUUUCUGUAGAAGUCCAGACAGCACUUUAUGUUUUUGAGGGUAGAAGUUAAAAGGCCGAAAAAGUGAAACAGGUUGGGUUGUUAUGUAAUCUGUUGAAACUCACUUCUGAAGAAAUGUGUUGAUGCUGGCCGGCAGGCUGUCAGGACAAGAGAGAUCAUAUGCCUAAAAGAAAAGAGAAGAAAUGGGAAGUGAUAUAUUGAAGUAAACACUGAAGUUUUAGAGAUUCAAUGGCAAACCAGAGUAAAUGCCCCAUCUCCUGACACGCACCUUGUGAAUAUCAUGGAUUUCCAGAAAUUUGGCUUGCAAAGCAUUCUUAAAAAGUAAGAUUUGGCUCCCAAGCCUGGAUUGUCUUCAUUGGUUGCCAUAAUGGCUAGCAAGAGGAAAUCCACUACACCUUGCAUGAUACCAUCAAAAACACUGGCAUUGCAGGAGUCCCAGCUAACCUCUGUUGCAGCUGACAAUGAAGGAGCCCAGCGCCCUGUUAUUCCUGCUAUUUUGCCUGUUAGUGAUGCUGUGAAUAGUAAUCACAAUGGUGGGACAUUGUCCAAUGGACAUAAUGGUAUUAUAGAUGGUGAUACCUACAAAUGUACGUAUUGCAAUUUUGGCUCUCAGGAUGUUAAUCAGUUCCUUGCUCACCUUGAUUCUGAGCACAUUGACUUUAGCAAAGGCCCUUCCUUUGUGUGUGUGAAAUGCAGCUUCCUGGUAAAGAGCUACAAAGAGCUUACUUGUCACAAUGAAGAAACCCAUGCUGGGGAAACUAGCUUCACCUGGAAUGUGGUGAAGCAAAGCAAUCAGACAAUUGUGAAACAAACCAUUGGCACUAACAGUGGCAAUGAAGACAUUUUGGGGGACCUUCCUGAGGAAGGUCAGGAUAAUCAGGCUGAAAUCAUCAUUACCAAAACACCAAUUAUGAAGAUAAUGAAAACAAAACCAGAAGUUAAAAAAAUCCACAUGCUGAAAGAACAUGUGCCUAGUAAACCAGUCAACAAUUUGGAAACAAAAGGUGGGGAAGUACCAUUUGCCAAUGGAUCUGGGCCUGUGAGCCAGUCAGCAACAGGCACAGUCAGAUCAACACAUGUUGUCAAUGGUUCAGUUGUCGGAAGUAUGCCUAUUUUGCAGACAGGCAUCCCUCAGCUUGUGCAAGUGCAGCAGCAACCAGAAGUCCACCAGCAGCUUCCCACGUCAAAAUCCCUUCCGAAGGUUAUGAUUCCUUUGAGUAGUAUCCCAACGUACAAUGCAGCAAUGGACUCCAACAGUUUCCUGAAAAACUCUUUCAAUAAGUUCCCGUAUCCCACAAAAGCAGAACUUUGCUAUUUGACUGUUGUGACCAAGUUCCCAGAAGAACAGCUGAAGAUUUGGUUUACAGCCCAGAGAUUGAAACAGGGUAUCAGCUGGUCACCUGAGGAGAUAGAAGAUGCCCGGAAGAAAAUGUUUAACACUGUGAUUCAAUCUGUGCCCCAGCCCACCAUUACAGUAUUGAAUACACCUCUGGUUACAAGUCCUGGUAGUGUUCAUCAUCUCAUUCAAGCCAGUUUGCCAGGCCAUUCAGUUGGAAACCCUGAAGGAGCAAGUGGUGUGCUAGUCACCCAACCAGUAAUAACAAAUGGAAAUCAAGGGGCAGCCUCAUCUCUUGCAGUAGCAGUAACGUCCACUCCAAAAACUCAGAUGGCUAAGCCACCAACCACUGUAUCAGUUUCUAGUAUGGCAUCAACUGUGAAAGUGGUCAGUGCUGCUCAGACACAACUUACUGCUUGCCCAAACAUAACUUCACAGGCAUUCUUAGAUCCCAACAUAUACAAGAAUAAGAAGUCUUAUGAACAGUUGUCUGCACUAAAAAAUAGUUUCUGUAGGAAUCAGUUCCCUGGCCAUGCUGAAGUUGAACGGCUGACAAAAAUCACAGGUCUUACUACAAGGGAUGUGCGGAAAUGGUUUAGCGAUAAACGAUACCAUUGUAGAAAUGUAAGAAGUGGCAGGGCUAUGCAUGCUGCAGAAAGUGCAAUAAUCAUUGAUUCUGUGCCUGAAAUUACCUUCACCUCUUCUCCCAAAAUAACAACAGAGUUAACGUCCACAUCAGCAACAACACCAGUUGUUCAUACCCCAACCCGGCGGCAAUCCUGGCAUCAAACCCCGGAUUUCUCAGCCACGAAAUAUAAGGAGAGGGCUCCUGAACAGCUCAGAGCUUUGGAAGGCAGCUUUGCACAAAAUCCCUUUCCUCUUGAAGAAGAAGUGGAUCGUUUGAGGAGUGAAACCAAAAUGACAAGGAGAGAGAUUGAUGGAUGGUUUUCAGAGCGAAGGAAAAGGCAAGCAGCAAAAGAAGCAGAACAGGUAGUAGAUGAUGAUGGUGAAGAUGACUCGGUGGAAGAGGAAGACUCCUCGGAUGACUUGAGGGUUUCAAAUGAAAAUGGUUCCUUGGAUGCAGCCAACAGCUCUCAAGUGCCAGGUGAACGCAAAGUGACUCCUAUAAAAAUCAACCUUAAAAACUUUAAGGUGACUGAGUCGAAUGGUAAAAGUGAGUUGCAGGGCUUGAGUGCAGAUGUUCAAAGAAACAGUUCUCGUAACAGGGCAUCUGUGCCUCCUAAACCCAAGCUAAGCUUUAAAAAGACUGCUCAGCAGAAACAUUUGCUAAAACAACUCUUUGUGCAAACCCAGCGGCCUACGAAUGAAGAGUAUGAUCGAAUAUGUUCUCAGACAGGCCUUCCCAGGGCUGAGGUGAUUCGCUGGUUUGGGGAUAGUCGUUAUGGCUUGAAAAAUGGAAGUUUGAGAUGGUAUGAGAACUACAAGCGUGGUGUUUUUCCUAAAGGCCUAGUGACCUCUACUGAAGUCAGCAAUGACAUCCUUCUGGACUAUUUCCAGAAGAAUAAAGUGCUUUUUGAAGACGAUCUCCCAAGUUUGUGUGAGAGAACUCAAAUGACUAUUGCACAGAUCAGGCUGUGGUUUACUGAAAGGUUAGAUGAAGAAAAUAGAGCAAUAUCUGACACAGGUAGCGAAGAUCAGUCCUCAGGUGUUGGUGAGCCAGCCAGCAAUCAAAAAGGAACAUUUGACACUUUUUCUGAGGUUUCUGAGAACAGUGAAUCCUGGGAGCCUGGAGGUCAAGAUGGCAGCUCAGAGUUGGGAGAUACAGAUAGUCAUCCACCUGCAGUUCAUUUUGAGUAGCUGAGGUCAUGGUGACCUUUUGUGCAUGCAUGUGUUUUGAAUUCACUUUUGGACUUUCUGCUGGCUGAUUCUUCCAUAUGAUGAAAAACAGAUUGUGACACACAUGUAUGUUGCUUUCAGAAACGGACUGAACCAGCACUGCCUCCCUUGAAGGAUCUGUUCUUAACUUUGUGAAGACUCGGUAGCCAUGGAGCUUGGCCUGAAUCUCUGUGGAAGGUCCCGAGGAAACACUGCCAUAAACUUCUAUGAGCUUCUUUUUAUAAAGCACAUUGGGACAUAUUGGGGGGAAGGGCAGAGAACAGGCAAGAUGGAUUUGGGGGGGCAGUCAAGUUCUCUGCUUCAUCAAUGUAAUGGAGGGAACAGAGCGUGGCCUGAAAUUGACCAAGUUUCUUUUCUCCAGUAGACUGCAAUUUGUAAUUUUGUUUUCCACUGGGACAUUUCUUCCAAAUUUCAUAUUCUUAUAGACUCAACCUGCUAAAAUAUUACCAACCGGCUUUGUGGCAAGAUCAUGAAUUUGGGCAUUAUGUUAAAAAAUCUUGUUUCAUAGAAAUGAACUAUCAUUGGCAUAAUGCAUUUUAAAAUCUUUUCAGUGUUUGUUCUCAGAAGGAUUGAUUGCUGUACAUAUGCCCACUCACAUUUGUGUCUAGUUUUUCCUUUGUAUCCACUUGUCUGAGAGUUAAGUUCCAUCAUACUCUGUGUGACUUGCUUCUGAGGAAAUGUAGGUUUACUGUGUAGUUUACUGGACAGUGUGAGUUAUAGUGUAAGCAAUAGUUCUGAAUAACAAAUCACAGGAUCAUGCACAAGCUUUAAAAAAAAACUAGCUGUUCUCUCUUUGGCAUCAACUUUGAUGAGCAAAAUUGCACACACUCCAAUAACUAAUAGGGCAGAAAUCUGGGAAGAAUGUCAUUCUUAAUUCAUUGCAUUUAAUUGCAAUGGCACUGGAAGAAACUCCUACUACAUAAAUUAUUAUUCUCCUAGUCUACAAAUCAAUGCAUUGAUCAGUCCCAAUUCAGAAUGUUUUUUUAAAAUUGUUUAUAAGAAAGAAACAUUUUAUUUUUACUAAAAAAAAGUGUAACAGGAAAACAUAGUCUAUCAGGUUGUGAUGGCUAGGAAAGGAUAUGUUUGGCAGAUACCACAUCCUGCACUCACCCCAAAAUAUAGGCAGGUUUUAUGUUAGAUUGUGUACCUUGUUUCAUGGUAAUAUUUGCCCUUUUCCUCAGUUUUUCUUGCCUUUUAUGCGCUAGAGAGAGUAUUGCUACAUUACUGCUGCACACUUGCAGUAGUGAGCAUCUCCUCUAUGCCAGAGUCUUGGUUUCCUACAAGACCGUUUUUGAAGUCCUGGUCUUAGAAAAUGGAUGUAGUUUAUUUUAUUUUUAUUUUUUUAAGUGUGUAGAAAGUUUGAUGUAAUAUGCCAGAAUUGAUUUCUGGCAGAAAGAAGCAUUCAUUUAAAAGGGUCAGUUGUUAGUACUUAGCAACUGUUUUACUGGCUGGACUAAAGGAAAUCUAUUUUCCCUUAGAACCUGGAAUUGGCUCCCAGCUUUCAGCUGAAAGUUGACCCUCCAGUCGUUGGUGCAGAAAGCUCAGUUUCUCAAUGUAAAACUGAACUAAUCUCUCACACUCUACCCACAUCCUGCUAACUCUUGUUCUGUGGGGGUAGCGGUUCUCAAGAAAUAAUAUUUUGCUUCAAGCCAUCUGUUUCAGGACUGGGUGUUUUCCAUAAGCCUUCAGAAGCACAGGGUCUGAAUGUGUAUUGCCCAGAGUCCUGUUGGUGUUCUCACGGUCUGUACAACUUGCAUGGCUAAUUCACAAGGUGCUGGGGUACAUUGUGGUUAAAUGGCUAGCCUGCCUAAUUGCACAAACAAAAUAUGCCCUGGUGCCUUCUCAGUUACCCGCAAUGAGCUGUGUAAGCUAUGCAAACCAUACAAGAACACCUGUAGGAUUCCGGCCAUUAUGUCUCAUUCUGCCUCAAUCUGCCACGGAUCUUGUACAUUGAAGAAAAAGAUAAGAAUCUUAGGGUUCUUUCUGUCUCUUUCUGUAUGCAUUCUUAAUUUCUUCAUUUUGCACUGUUCCCUUAUAUUAAAUCCUUCUUUCCACCUGCUUCUAUCUUACCAUGAGAUGUUCGCAAAUGUAGCAACAGGGUUUUAAACACAGGACACACAGAUUUUAUCAAGCACCAAUCCAUAUGCUGAAAGGAAAAACACAUUUGAUGCUUGCAUCUAAUAUUUCCACUUUAAUUGCAAAGUGAAGCUUGUUCAUCUCUCCUCUAAUGUCAUACUCAGGAGCCAUCUCUGGCUAAGGCAAGGGAGGCCACCAAUGAAUGCUGCUUCUCCUUAGAGGAGGAAAACUUUUUUUAUAACUAAAACAUGCAAAAUCCAACUCUACCGGGAGAUAUUGUCCAAAAAAAUAGACAUUUCCAAUCUCUACUUAUGUUCAAGUGUUUACACUUGAGUGGGAAAGAAAGGUAAGGGGACCUGCACAGCUUUAAAUACCUGCAUCUCCUCUUUAGAGUGAGAUAAAAAUUAAAGGAAAAAAACCAACCAAACAACAACAAAAAACCCUGUCAUACUGAAGAAGCCUAAAACCAAAUAAUCACCUCAAUGACUUUUUCACAAAUGGUUGCCCUGAAAGGUUUCUCUCAGCAUUGCUGCUUAGAAACAGAGAACCAGGUAGUCUGGAUCCAGGCUAGUUUACAUUCUGUUAGAAAGGUUAGGCCCAGGGAUGGCUCAUGUUCAGAGGUUUGACUCCAACACUGAGGCUCAAAUUUACAGUAAUGCUUUCAGAGAACAAAUGCAGGUUAGUGACUUGAGGUACAGUCUUACCAGGAAUUUGUGGAACAUUUCCUUUAGAAGAUAUGGAAGCUAAGGUAGAGUUCCCACACAGGUGAGCAAGCUGUCAUUUCAGUGGGGCCUGGCACAAUUAGUGGGUAGACUAUACCUCUGACUGUGUCUCUACACAUGUGGAUUUGUUUUACAUGUAUACAUCUGCAGGGUGUAUACAUAAUUAUUUUAUUCAUACUGCCCGUAUUAAAAACUACAUUCAUAGGAAAAUUCAUUUAGUUUUUCAAGAAGGAUGUCUGUCUGUCUCUUUGUUUUGGGACACCGAAAAGUACUGACUGCAAUUUUGAGGUAGCUAUCAUGAUGCUUACUCAAGAAUAGCAGCAUUACUGACUGAAAUAUUAAAGUUGUACUUUUUAGCAUCUUUACUGAGAAAGUAAGACCCACUUACAAUACAGUAGCAUAUAAUUCAUGUGUUAGGAUCGAUAGCAGAUUUGUUGGAUUGGAAUCUUGGAGUUCAAAUGGUUUAUGGUGGGUCAGAUUAAGCCUUACUUGACCGACAGCCUGGAUUUGUGGCAUGGAGAGAUACAGCUUAAACAGACGAUGAUUUCACUUAAGUUAAAAGUAGGUGUUUAUUUUUUCUUAGGCAGCAUCAGUGUCCGAACAGCUUUGUUGUAUUUAACAAGCAAACAUCAGCACCAGUUCUGCUAUUGAAACAGUGUGAAUAGAGCCUGGAAGGUUUGGUUUUCUGGACUACAACUUCCAGAAUCUCCCAGAUUAGUUAAGGAAGACUCUAGCAGUCCUAGUCUAAUCCUUAACCCAUCCUAACUUUCCCAGACUCUGGCACAUACCAUGAAUUUGAGUGAUACAGCUUGCAGUGUAGUUGGGUACUUGUUAGCACUUUUGCUCCUUAUCCAUCUAUUUUGGGGAAUGUGGAUCUCUUUGGGAAACAUAUGCUGUGAUACAGCUUCCUGCUCCACUUCUAUGGAAGGGAACGUCUGCAUGUUUUGCAUACCCAUAGAAUUACACUUAUAAAUGGAGGUGAUUGGGAGCUCACAUGUCCAGAAAAUCUUUUUUACAUUGCAACGUGAUGUAUUUGGAGGCUUGGUGUUCUACCAACUUGCUGGUUUGCACCAGUGCAUACACUGUUUUAUGUUAUAUGCCCUAUUUAAAUGUGCGUGUGUGUGCGUGUGCGUCCAUGUGUGUAUGUGUUUACAUUAAUGAGGCUUGAAAUGAU